Aspergillus sclerotioniger CBS 115572 is the source of this 1205-nucleotide messenger RNA. RefSeq lists its product as uncharacterized. The transcript has 7 exons. The record is from RefSeq and is a predicted model, not a curated record. NCBI's taxonomy places the organism in Eukaryota, Fungi, Ascomycota, Eurotiomycetes, Eurotiales, Aspergillaceae. Bases 68 to 1147 code for a protein of 359 amino acids.
CCCUUGACGAACACGCGAAGUAUGCCAGUAUCUGGGGGACUCGACCGCCCCUUUUCGGCCCUUCAGGAUGGAGGUGGCCACCGGUGUUUCUGUCGUGAACGCGGCGUCGGAAGGCGAUCUGGCCCAUCCAUGGUUGCGCACCACCAACCAGGUGCUGGCUGCAGCUGGCAUGGCCCUCUGCGUCGGUCUGCUCACCAUGCGAAUCUAUACCAAAGUCCGCAUCAUGGGGAAGUUCUGGUGGGAUGAUAUCUGUUUGAUUCUUGCCUGGGUCUUUUCGGUCGGAACCCAGGCCGUUAUUCUCUAUGGUUACAACCAUGCAGGCUAUGGCGUCCACAUGUGGCACCUGACUGCCCCUGUUCUCGAGCUCUAUGCGAAGACCAUCCUCGCUGGCACGAUCAUCUACCUCCCUGCCCUGGCCACCGCCAAGUUUGCCCUGCUGAUGCUCUACUAUCGACUGGUCAGCAUGAUCCGUGUCUGCAAAUAUAUCAUUUACCUUGUCACCUUUAUCAUUGCGGGCUACACCAUCGCCAUCACUCUCUCUCUGAUUUUCGCCUGCCGCCCCAUUGCCAAAAACUGGGAUGUGAGCAUCACCACCGGCCACUGCAUCAAACGGACCGGAUUCUAUCUCGCCACGGCAAUCACCAACACCAUCAGCGACGUUAUGUUGAUUCUCAUCCCUAUCCCGAUUGUCUGCCGACUCCGACUGCCCCUGGCCCAGAAGCUCGGGAUCGGCUGUAUGUUUGGUAUCGGCUGUCUAACCAUCAUCACGAGUAUUCUCCGUCUGGCGACUCUGAUGCCCCUGGUAACGUCCAAAGACCAAUCGUACAAAAUAGCCGUGGCGAUUAUCUUCGUUAUUAUCGAAGCGAACUUCAUAAUCAUCUGCGGCUGUCUGCCAUAUCUGAAACAAUUCCUCCGCUUCCAUGCACCCCGAUGGAUCGGCGACUCCAGCGGCAGCAGCGAGUACCGAGAUCAGGAGUCUUCCCACUCUACGCCGUCCAGCAAGAGACGAAAGCCUGGGUUGAGCGUGCUGCAGGAUGACAUUGAACGUGCACUCACCCAACCAGAGGAGGCACACUGUGCCUGUGUGCUUGGGGGGCGAUAUACCAGCAGUGAUGAAAUGCAGGAGCUGAUCCGAAGGCCUAGCUAGUAUACCCAUGUCUCACUUGACGUAUUUCAGACCACGAUAAGCUACAAUUAGCAAUGAU